This is a messenger RNA of Penicillium diatomitis, 1923 nucleotides long. RefSeq names its product aldehyde dehydrogenase family protein. The transcript is spliced from 3 exons. The coding region runs from base 1 to 1923 and encodes 640 amino acids. NCBI's taxonomy places the organism in Eukaryota, Fungi, Ascomycota, Eurotiomycetes, Eurotiales, Aspergillaceae. Gene Ontology annotation, molecular function: aldehyde dehydrogenase (NAD+) activity. The record is from RefSeq and is a predicted model, not a curated record.
AUGAUGGACCAGCUCUGGCCAUACCUUUCACCCUCGUUGGCGAAUUUUCUCGAAGCCAAUGGCCUCCAAAUCAGCCCUGAACACGCCCAGUGGGCGGGCAUUGCCGCGAUCUCCUUAAUCGCGGGUUAUGUGGGGUACCUUUGGCAUCUGAGCGUCAAGGAAGCUGCUGUGAGCUUCAAUGUGCCUAUUCCAGUUGAGGUGCGCAAUUGCACAGAGGGAAAGCAAUGGGAGACGGUCGGCGGAAUGGAAAAGCGUGUUCUGGAUGACCAGGUUCGAGGGGUCUGGAGUGACAAGCUUAUUAUGAGCUAUUGCCCUGCUGAUGGACGUGUGCUCGGUAAUGGCAUCAAGCCAGCUACACCGGAGGAUGUCGAGAAUGCCGUGAAGGCUGCGAAGGUUGCUCAGGGCGAAUGGGCCACGACGACGUUUGCGCAGCGCAGACAAGUUCUUCGGACAUUGUUGAAAUAUGUCCUCGAUCACCAAGACGACAUCGUUACCGCAUGCUGCCUCGACUCCGGAAAGACCAAAGUGGAUGCCUCAUUUGGCGAGAUUCUUGUCACGGUGGAAAAGCUGAAGUGGACAAUUGAUCAUGGAGAAAAGGCUUUGCUGACUUCACGUCGGCCGACCAACUUGUUAAUGAUGUACAAGAAUAAUCUUGUCACUUAUGAACCGCUCGGCGUGGUGGCUGCCGCUGUGUCGUGGAACUAUCCAUUCCACAAUUUUAUCGGGCCCAUCAUCAGCGCAUUGUUCGCUGGAAAUUCAAUUGUUGUCAAGCCCUCUGAGCAGACGGCCUGGUCGACCGCGUUCUUCCUGGAUAUUGUGCGAGGCGCGCUGUCGAGCUGCGGCCACUCGAGAGAUCUCGUGCAGACUGUUGUCUGCCUGCCCGCUGUCGCCGACAAGCUUACCUCGCACCCGGACAUUGCUCACAUCACCUUCAUCGGCUCGCGACCCGUGGCGCACAAAGUCUGUGCAUCAGCCGCCAGGUCUCUUAUUCCAGUCUGCGUUGAACUGGGUGGUAAAGAUCCCUCUGUGAUUCUCGACGACGCCCGCACAGUCCGCAAUCUACCUACCAUUGCAUCCAUUCUCAUGCGCGGUGUCUUCCAAUCGGCCGGCCAAAACUGCAUCGGCAUCGAGCGAGUCAUCGCUCUUCCCGGAAUCUACGACAAACUCGUCGAAAUGGUGACGCCUCGAAUCCGCGCUCUCCGACUCGGCUCCAUCCUCCUCGACACCCCCAACGAGACCACCUGCACACCCGACAUGGGCGCCAUGAUCUCCCCUACCUCCUUUGAUAAACUGGAAGGUCUCAUCGCCGAAGCCGUCGGCCAAGGCGCUCGACUCCUCGCAGGCGGCAAGCGACACCACCACCCUCAAUACCCACACGGCCACUACUUCACGCCAACCCUCCUCGUGGAUGUCACGCCCUCCAUGCGCAUCGCCCAGGAAGAACUCUUCGCCCCCGUCUUCCUGCUCAUGCGCGCCGAAACCACCCACGACGCCAUUUCCAUCGCCAACUCCACCCUGUACUCUCUCGGCGCCAGCGUCUUCGGCCAUAACCCGCGCGACGUCAACGCCUGCGUGCGCGGCAUCAACGCCGGCAUGGUGGCCGUGAAUGAUUUCGGAGCCUACUACGUCGUGCAAUUGCCCUUUGGCGGCGUCAAGGGGUCGGGAUACGGUCGGUUCGCGGGCGAAGAGGGCCUGCGCAGUCUGUGUAAUACCAAGGCUCUCUGUCUGGACAGGUUCCCCAAGGUCGUGGGGACGGCGAUUCCGCCGCGCGUGGACUAUCCGAUUCAGAAACGGGAGGGUCGGGCGGGGGCCACAGAUGGGCCAUCUGCUUGGGAGAUGUGUAAGGGGAUUAAUGAGACGGGGUAUCAGAUUACUCUCGGUGGGCGGAUUGCUGGUCUUCUGCGGUUGUUGAGAAAUAUUUAA